This is a messenger RNA of Aegilops tauschii subsp. strangulata, 1964 nucleotides long. RefSeq lists its product as uncharacterized. Lineage: Eukaryota; Viridiplantae; Streptophyta; Magnoliopsida; Poales; Poaceae. Gene Ontology annotation, biological process: endoplasmic reticulum to Golgi vesicle-mediated transport. Gene Ontology annotation, cellular component: TRAPPII protein complex; TRAPPI protein complex; TRAPPIII protein complex. The record is from RefSeq and is a predicted model, not a curated record.
CCCCGCUGCAUCCUACGCGCUCGGGAGUGCCUCGGGAGGUAGGGGAAGACGCCGCCGCCGCCACGCGCUCUGGACGAGUACGAGUCCGCGUGGCCGCAUGUCGUGGCGGCGCAGGUGCUGCACGCCUACCUCCCGAACCAGCACAUCGCAGAGCAGGGAGAGGUUCCCACUGGGCAGGGACUGCAGCUUGGAGAUGGCCUUGUCGACGUCGAUCCGGUGCAAGAUGGCGUAGAAGGGCUUCCCGGAGGUCCUGGCGGAGCUCGCCCGGGCCCGCCCGCCUGCGUGGCCGGGGCGGAGCUCGCCCGCGCCCGCCUCUGCGUGGCCGCGGAACACCGCCGCGCACAGGCUCGAGCCGCUGGAGCGAGCUGCUCGGGCGUCCACGGGCACCGCUCGCCUCCACGCCAUGCUGGGCACCGUCUUCUCCCUUUGCGUCCCGCGCAUCGGGCUCCAGGGCAACACCACCGCGCCGACGCCGCCCGCCACGCCGGCUCUGCCAAGUCGCACGGCCAUGCGGCCCUCGGCGUCUUCCUCGACAUGCUCAGGCCACCGUCGCCGCAAGCAGUCGCCCACGCCUAGGCACCCGCGGCCGACCAGCUCCUGCGCCGCGCGAUCGACAAUCUGGCCGCGGCAGCUUGUUGUGGUGAAUGGAGAGAAGGAGGAGGAGCAGAGGAGAGACAGACGAGAGGGUGGGGGGACAACGAGUGGAAAAAAUUUCACCCCCACCUCAGCCCUACCUUCACUCGUUUUGCACGAAGCCCCCCCACAAGCACAACAAACACAUAUCCCCGCCUCCCCGCUGUGUUCUUCCUCAUCUACCCACUGCGCACGGAGGCUGUUCCCGGCGACGGGCGGUGAAUUUCCCAGCGACGAGAGAGCCUGGAUUCUGAAGUGCAGGCAGAUCCACACCGUCGGUCCUGCUCCUCCGACGGCCGCUUCUCCUCCCGCAAAGUCCAGCGCCGCCACUGGUGCUGUGGUCGACAAAAGCUACCUCACUUCUAGUGUUGCAGCGAAGAAAUAAGAAGCCAGGAACCCCUUCUAAACGGAUUCAGCCUGUGCAGUAUUCCAAGAAUUCUGAAGAAACCCCAAGGAAAGAGACCCAGAGGAGGGCGGGCAAGAUGAUCAGUGUUGGGAAGACGAAGCAGUAUGCAAACGUUCUCGACAAGCUCCUCAGCCGUGGCAGACAGGAGGUCAGUUUGAGUGCAUUCGCAUUCUUGUUCUCGGAGGUGGUUCAAUACAACCAGACACAAGUUGACAACAUUGCUGACCUGGAACGAAGGCUGGAGGACGCUGGUUAUGCUGUUGGUGCUAGAGUUCUUGAACUGCUGUGUCACAGGGAGAAGGGGAAUAGACGAGAGACUCAACUGCUGGGGAUUUUAUCAUUCAUUCACAGCACUGUAUGGAAAGUACUGUUCGGAAAGGUGGCUGACUCGCUUGAGAAAGGAACAGAACAUGAGGAUGAAUACAUGAUUAGUGAAAAGGAGCUUCUUGUUAACCGGUUCAUUUCCGUGCCGAAAGACAUGGGGGCAUUCAACUGUGGAGCUUUUGUUGCAGGGAUUGUAAGGGGCGUAUUGGACAAUGCUGGUUUUCCAGCGGUAGUUACGGCACAUUUUGUGCCAAUUGAAGGCCAGCAGAGGCCCAGGACAACAAUCUUGAUUAAAUUUGCUGAAGAGGUUUUACGUCGGGAAUCAAGACUUGGCUGAAAUGCACACCAGGCUAUUUCUUCUGUUCUGUUUGUAAGAUGAAUCCAUUUCAAAUAUGUUUUGUUCUUGAUUUAUGUAAUACUAAUAUACUGGUAAUUUUCCAUCGAAAAGGUAUACUGGUAAUUUUGAGAAUAUAAGCAGUAGCCUCAUUUUAUGAGUGUCUGACACAGGAAUACUAGCAAAUUGUAUGUGCAGAAGGGAAACAUCAAAAAGAUUAGAAGAGCCCACGGGGAAGUUGAAAAGUGGACUAGUUGCUUUCCUGCA